AUGGCGUCUGGUAGCGGCAGUCUAGCAAAGGAUGACUCCAAGUGGUACUUCACCUCAGAGCAGCUGGCCAAUUCGCCUAGCCGCAGGUGCGGCAUAGACGCCGAUCAGGAGCUUAUGUACAGACAACGGGCGGCAAAUUUCAUUCAAGACAUGGGCCAGCGAUUGCAAGUAACACAACUAUGUAUUAAUACUGCAAUUGUGUACAUGAACCGAUUCUAUGCGCUUCAUUCCUUCACGCGCUUUAAUCGUAACAGAAUAGCGGCGGCUGCGCUUUUCCUUGCAGCUAAGGUGGAAGAGCAACCCCGGAAACUCGAGCAUAUUAUCAAAGUAGCUCCUGAUCUUCUAAAGGGAAGCUAUGCGGAACAGGCACAGGACCUGGUAGACAAUGAGAAUAUUCUACUGCGAACGCUCGGGUUUGACAUGGCCAUCGAUCAUCCACAUAUGCACAUCAUCAAAACAUGCCAUAUGGUUAAAGCUUCCAAGGACUUAGCACGGACGUCAUACUUUAUGGCUUCUAAUAGUUUACACCUGACGACCAUGUGUCUGCAAUACAAACCGACUGUUGUGGCCUGCUUUUGUAUACACUUAGCGUGUAAAUGGUCCCGAUGGGAGAUCCCUCAAUCGACCGAAGGCCAUCAUUGGUUUUAUUACGUAGACAAGUCUGUCACGCCGGAUCUCCUGAAACAGCUUACAGAUGAGUUUGUUCACAUCUUUGAUCGCUGCCCAACACGGUUGAAGCAAAAUGCAAAAUCAAUACACGCUGACCAAGCACAAUUGGACGUUUCGAACCGAAGAAGUGCGAGCAGUUCCUCCGGCAUGCCAGAGCCCUCGUCUAUUUCACGAGGCCAUCAUCAUCGGUCAUUGUCACAAUCACAACAUAAACAAAACUCUGCUAAUGGUGACCCGAUGCUGAAAACAUCACAAUCAUCAUCAUCGUCCAAUUCAAAGUUAUCUUCAUCUUCCUCCAGUAGUUCCCGCUCCCGCGAUCGUCCUUCCUUUUCAUCAUCACAACAGCAGCAGCAACAGCAUAAUCAAUCGCAAACGCUUACAAGCAGCAGUGGUCAGUAUGGCUCAAGUGAUGUAAUUGGAAAAAUGCAACAGCCGGUACAGCACCACAGCGGCAGUCGAUCCGGUGGACCAUCCCAAUCGUCGUCUUCAACGUCGGCGCGAAGCAGUUACACGCAUCAGGGUAUUAUAGAUCCUAAAAAUCGCAUGAUAGCCAACAACAAAACAACCAAUCUCCAACAGCAAUACAAAAACCAGUUGCAACAAUUAUCAAGCAGUUCAGAGUCGUCCUUCUACCUUGUUGACGACAGUGACCGAUUAAAAGAUUCCAUGCAAAUUUGCACACCUCCCAAACAGUCGAAGCCAUCGUCGAUUUUCAGCCCGGACUGGACUCAGGUAGAGAAUAAUAGUUCUAGUGUGGCAAACACAGUCAAAGCUCGCCCACAAGCUCAUCCUCCGAGUCUGGUGAAAGAUAUUAAUGUAAGACCCAGCAGCAGGGAAAAGAAACCUGUGUUACCAUUGUUUUCGGACCAACAUAAGCAGGGUUCCGAAACUCCUAAGAAAGAACGACGCUCCGAUGUUGCAACGGCUUCCAGUGGUAACCAACAACCGAAAUCGGCCGAGAAGAAGACAGCUACCUCUGCAUCAAACUUAAAACGACCUAUUGAACCUAUUGAAAAACUUCCUACUGCUGGCCAAGCACCAACGAAUCGAUCACUUCCAAAUAGUAAACAAAUUCGCAACGACAACGGUACUGAUCCUCGGGAAUCCAAAGUACGAAAAGUGGCAGUACCAUCACCUUCGGAUCAGCUAUUUGCUUCGACAUUCGAUUUAGCCAAUGCCGGACGUUUGGACGUUUCGAACCGAAGACGUGCGAGCAGUUCCUCCGGCAUGCCAGAGUCCUCGUCUAUUUCACGAGGCAUCGACGACGCUGGCUCGACGUCUUCUAGGCAUCAUCGGUCAUCAUCACAAUCACAACAUAAACAAAACUCUGCUAGUGGUGACCCGAUGCUGAAAACAUCACUAUCAUCAUCAUCGUCCAAUUCAAUGUUGUCUUCAUCUUCCUCCAGUAGCUUCCGCUCCCGCGAUCGGCCUUCCUCUUCAUCAUCACAACAGCAGCAGCAACAGCAUAAUCAAUCGCAAACGCUUACAAGCAGCAGUGGUCAGUAUGGCUCAAGUGCUGUAAUUGGAAAAAUACAACAGCCGGUACAGCACCACAGCGGCAGUCGAUCCGGUGGACCAUCCCAAUCGUCGUCUUCAACGUCGGCGCGAAGCAGUUACAAGCAUGAGGGUAUUCUAGAUCCUAAAAAUCGCAUGAUAGCCAACAACAAAACAACCAAUCUCCAACAUCAAUACAAAAACCAGUUGCAACAAUUAUCAAGCAGUUCAGAGUCGUCCUUCUACCUUGUUGACGACAGUGACCGAUUAACAGAUUCCAUGCAAAUUUGCACACCUCCCAAACAGUCGAAGCCAUCGUCGAUUUUCAGCCCGGACUGGACUCAGGUAGAGAAUAAUAGUUCUAGUGUGGCAAACACAGUCAAAGCUCGCCCACAAGCUCAUCCUCCGAGUCUGGUGAAAGAUAUUAAUGUAAGACCCAGCAGCAGGGAAAAGAAACCUGUGUUACCAUUGUUUUCGGACCAACAUAAGCAGGGUUCCGAAACUCCUAAGAAAGAACGACGCUCCGAUGCUGCAAUGGCUUCCAGUGGUAACCAACAACCGAAAUCGGCUGAGAAGAAGACAGCUACCUCUGCAUCAAGCUUAAAACGACCUAUUGAACCUAUUAAAAAACUUCCUACUGCUUGCCAAGCACCAACGAAUCGAUCACUUCCAAAUAGUAAACAAAUUCGCAACGACAACGGUACUGAUCCUCGGAAAUCCAAAGUACGAAAAGUGGCAGUACCAUCACCUUCGGAUCAGCUAUUUGCUUCGACAUUCGAUUUAGCCAAUGCCGGACGUUUGGACGUUUCGAACCGAAGACGUGCGAGCAGUUCCUCCGGCAUGCCAGAGUCCUCGUCUAUUUCACGAGGCAUCGACGACGCUGGCUCGACGUCUUCUAGGCAUCAUCGGUCAUCAUCACAAUCACAACAUAAACAAAACUCUGCUAGUGGUGACCCGAUGCUGAAAACAUCACUAUCAUCAUCAUCGUCCAAUUCGAAGUUGUCUUCAUCUUCCUCCAGUAGUUCCCGCUCCCGCGAUCGGCCUUCCUCUUCAUCAUCACAACAGCAGCAGCAACAGCAUAAUCAAUCGCAAACGCUUACAAGCAGCAGUGGUCAGUAUGGCUCAAGUGCUGUAAUUGGAAAAAUGCAACAGCCGGUACAGCACCACAGCAGCAGUCGAUCCGGUGGACCAUCCCAAUCGUCGUCUUCAACGUUGGCGCGAACCAAACAUAGCACGAUAGCCAAAAACACAACAACCAAUCUACAACAGCAAUUCAAAAACCAGUUGCAACAAUUAUCAAGCAGUUCAGAGUCGUCCUUCUACCUUAUUGACGACAUUAACCAAUUAACAGAUUCCAUGCAAAUUUGCACACCUCCUAAACAGUCGAAGCCAUCAUCGAUUUUCAGCCCAGACUGGACUCAGGUAGAGAAUAAUAGUUCUAGUGUGGCAAACACAGUCAAAGCUCGCCCACAAGCUCAUCCUCCGAGUCUGGUGAAAGAUAUUAAUGUAAGACCCAGCAGCAGGGAAAAGAAACCUGUGUUACCAUUGUUUUCGGACCAACAUAAGCAGGGUUCCGAAACUCCUAAGAAAGAACGACGCUCCGAUGCUGCAAUGGCUUCCAGUGGUAACCAACAACCGAAAUCGGCUGAGAGGAAGACAGCUACCUCUUCAUCAAGCUUAAAACGACCUAUUGAAUCUACACAAUCUGUGAAUAAUAUAUUCACAGGCAAUACUACUCAUACAAGCGAUCUGCUCGGUAUUAAAAAACUUCCUACUGCUGGCCAAGCACCAACUAAACGAUCACUUCCAAAUAGUAAACAAAUUCGCAACGACAACGGUACUGAUCCUCGGAAAUCCAAAGUACGAAAAGUGGCAGUACCAUCACCUUCGGAUCAGCUAUUUGCUUCGACAUUCGAUUUAGCCAAUGCCGUUGACAAACAAGAUGAUGGAUUUUCGUUGUUUUCAUUUAACGACCCGGGAUCACUGCUGUCGCAGCCUUUAUUGAGUAACACAGUUACGAGUAGCAAGAGCAGCUUCGGUAGCACGGUAAGCAGCAUAGAGACCAAUCCUGCACUGGUCAGUAGUUUACUGAAGGAAAGUCUUUGCAGUAGCGAAAGGAAAUUUAGCACCCUCACUAGUAGCAACACUAGCAGUACCAUGGCAGCAAAUGCUUCUAUUGUUUCAUCAGCGCCUGGAACAUCAUCAUCUCUGCAAUCGAUUCCAUCAUCUGGUACUGCACCCUCAACUUCAAAUAUGAGUACGUCUUUGGUUGUUAACCAAAUGCGCAAAGUACCUCACACGAUUAAGAGUGAGCCCGCGUCUAUUGAUGUAAAUGCUCCGACGACAAUCAGCGGCACAUCUUUCGACCCUGUUUCGUUACUACCUUCAACGUCAACGGAGUCAUCUGGCGUCUCCGUUGGUGCAAUUACUAGCAAUAUCCAAACCCUAACAGGUGAUAUUCUCACAGCUCCUUCCAAAGACGACGAACAUCAUCGUUCUAAGUCAGAGAAGAAGAAGAAGAAGAAGAAAGAUAAGCACAUCGACAAGGAGAAAGAUAAAUCCAAAGACAGGGAGGAGCGCAAAAAACACAAGAAAGGCAAAGAUCGUCAUCGGGAUCGUGAGCGUGAAAAAUCUAAUACAACUGCUGAAAAACCUUUAACAGCACCGAUUUUGGUCAAACUGCCUAAGGACAAACUUAAUCUUCUUUUCCUUUCGGAUAAGCCUGAAGUACCAGCAAAACGCGCUUCUACAUUUGCUGCUUCUGGUAGCGGCACGCCAGCGUCAUCCGAUUCAGGACUGAAUAUAAAAAUUCCAAAAGGCAGGUUAUCCUGGUAA
This is a messenger RNA of Sabethes cyaneus, 4998 nucleotides long. RefSeq names its product serine-rich adhesin for platelets-like. NCBI's taxonomy places the organism in Eukaryota, Metazoa, Arthropoda, Insecta, Diptera, Culicidae. The coding region runs from base 1 to 4998 and encodes 1665 amino acids. Gene Ontology annotation, molecular function: cyclin-dependent protein serine/threonine kinase activator activity. Gene Ontology annotation, cellular component: nucleus; cyclin/CDK positive transcription elongation factor complex. The record is from RefSeq and is a predicted model, not a curated record. The transcript has a single exon. Gene Ontology annotation, biological process: positive regulation of DNA-templated transcription, elongation; regulation of transcription by RNA polymerase II.